Williopsis jadinii is the source of this 1332-nucleotide messenger RNA. RefSeq names its product metal cation transporter MSC2 (gene MSC2). Lineage: Eukaryota; Fungi; Ascomycota; Saccharomycetes; Phaffomycetales; Wickerhamomycetaceae. Gene Ontology annotation, cellular component: Golgi apparatus; membrane. The coding region runs from base 1 to 1332 and encodes 443 amino acids. Gene Ontology annotation, biological process: zinc ion transport; intracellular zinc ion homeostasis; transmembrane transport. Gene Ontology annotation, molecular function: zinc ion transmembrane transporter activity. The transcript has a single exon. The record is from RefSeq and is a predicted model, not a curated record.
AUGGACGUUUCAUAUACAAAUCUCAAGAUCUCCAGAGGCUCUCCAACCGUGAUUGGCAUCAUUGCCAUAUUGCUGGAGGUGCUUUCGUUCAAGACAAACUUUGGAAGAGAUAGACUACACGCUGGACUAGGGAUUGUUCUCACACUGUGCAGUGCUCUUGUCUCAGUCGAGGUUGACGAGCCUAUCCAGACGCCGAGUCUCGAACAGAAGAGCAUACUAAGCGAGUUGUUUGAACAUGAGGAUACACGUGCGAUAUUCUCGUACCUUUUGCUAAACACACUGUUCAUGUUUGUACAGUUCUUGUACUCGUUUAGAUCCAAAUCAUUGGGGCUCUUGUCUGAUUCUUUGCACAUGGCAUUGGAUUGCACUUCGUUAGCCCUCGGAUUGGUGGCAGGGGUGUUGGCAAAGAGACCUGCUAGUGAGAAAUUCCCCUUUGGUUUAGCAAGAAUUGAAACACUUGCAGGCUUCGCCAAUGGUGUUCUAUUGGUGGGUAUCGUUGCUGGAAUCUUUAUUGAGGCUACUCAGAGAAUCGUGCACCCUGUGACUUUGGAGAAAACCGGUGAGUUGUUGGUGGUUUCAUUCUUAGGGUUUGUGGUGAAUAUCAUUGGUAUAUUUGCUUUCAACCAUGGUCAUUCACACGGUCAUAGCCAUGACCACUCACACACUCACGGUCAUUCACACACUCAUGGAGACGACGCUGGUGAAAACGAAAACAUGAAGGGUAUCUUCUUGCACAUAUUAGCUGAUACGCUUGGAUCAGCAGGUGUUGUUGCGUCAACUAUACUCACAACGAUCUUCCAUACCAGCGUAUUCGAUCCUAUUGCCUCUUUGUUCAUCGCAGUGAUGAUUUUCUUCAGUGCGUUACCCUUGAUUGGCUCCUCUGCGUCGAACCUGUUGCUGUCAUUAGGGGACAAGAAGGAAGAACUCAUGAGAGAUAUACUGAGUCAGAUCUCCAACACACCUGGCGUGGUUGGCUAUACAACACCGAGGUUCUUUGUCUCCUCGGAUGUUAAGACAACCACGGUGGUGACCUCUGGUGUUUCCCAGAGUGUUCAGGUCAAUCAGUCGCACGAGACGCAUUCCCAUGAUCAUGCCAGCCACUCCAAUGAGCACUCCCACGAGCACUCCCACGAGCACUCCCAUGACACCAACACCCAGUGCGAACCAACAGUAGCCCCGUCGCUAGUUGGGUACAUCCAUAUCCAAUACACCGAGGGCGAGAACUCUACGAUUAUCAAGAAACGGGUCCAGAGGAUCUUUGAAAACAACAACGUCUACGCCAUCAUCCAAGUGGAGAACGAGAAGUCCACGUGCUGGUGCAGGAACAGCUGA